AUGCUUCAGGUGAAAGCAGUGGGAAAAGCGAUGGAAGAGAAUUUCGGAACGAAAGGGCGCGCUCGAAAUUUUUGCAAAAGGCGCGAAGCGCUUUGGGACCUCGGUCUUCAUCGCUCGCUAGCUUUUGGUUGUCGUUUUUCUGUGAUGUUGGAAGAAGAAGAAAUGAUAGUUCGUUGCAAAUGCGUAAUCCGUGCGGAGGUAUUCGCUAGGACCAAUAUGACUGCCUUGCUUUGUGGGCAUGUUUUCCAUGCUGAAUGCAUCCAAAAGUGGUUUGAGCACACGGAUACACCCAGUUGUCCAAAUUGUGGAGCUUCCAUCAACACAGAGCAGAUAGUACGACGCCUCUUUUUCAGUGCUACCGAUGAUCUGGACGACGCAACACUCGUUGACGAACUUAUGGAAAAAGUUGAUAACUUGGAGGCUGAGAACAACAAUCUAAAUAGGCAGCUGGAUGAAGCAAGGAAUCUACAGAAAAAGCUCACAGAAGAACGAAAUAGCGUUGAGGAACAGUUGAGGACUUCGAAGAAGAAUGAAGACAACCUGGAAGCACUUGUUAAGAGUGUGGAGGAAGUACUGAAGGUGCUCGAUAAAAGGGAGGCCGAUCUGGAAAUGCUUAAUGAAGUUUGUAACAACGCAUGUACCACACUACGGAGUGUCGAAGAACAGCUGAAAAUUCUGAGGAACAAAGAGACAGACUAGGUGAACUUUGUAGCCCUAAAUGCAGGGCUAUUAUACAAUAACUUUUGGGACUAAAUCAAAGCUACACAUUAUUAGUACCGUGUGUAAUCAUUAAGAAAUGCU
Molecule: messenger RNA, 801 nt
Organism: Cylicocyclus nassatus
Lineage: Eukaryota; Metazoa; Nematoda; Chromadorea; Rhabditida; Strongylidae
Source: the annotation of a GenBank genome assembly